Komagataella phaffii GS115 is the source of this 1581-nucleotide messenger RNA. RefSeq names its product TFIIF (Transcription Factor II) largest subunit. Gene Ontology annotation, biological process: transcription initiation at RNA polymerase II promoter; positive regulation of transcription elongation by RNA polymerase II. Bases 1 to 1581 code for a protein of 526 amino acids. The transcript has a single exon. NCBI's taxonomy places the organism in Eukaryota, Fungi, Ascomycota, Pichiomycetes, Pichiales, Pichiaceae. Gene Ontology annotation, cellular component: transcription factor TFIIF complex; nucleus. Gene Ontology annotation, molecular function: RNA polymerase II general transcription initiation factor activity; TFIIF-class transcription factor complex binding; DNA binding. The record is from RefSeq and is a predicted model, not a curated record.
AUGUCGGCUUCAGGGAAUGGAAAGCUUCAGCCUGAUACCAAAAUCAAACAAGAAGCUGCAGUUAGCGAGGUAACUCUCAAAAGCUGUACCCGAGAAGAGAUCGAGGAUGUCAGAUAUCACAUUCUCAAGUUCCAAUCCCAAUCAAAAGUAAACUUCAACAAGUUUACUCAACCUGUUCGUCUGCACAGAAAAGAUCCUACUAACCUGCAGUUUCAAUUAACGAGGAAAGAAAUAGACGAGCGUAGAGCUAGCAAGAAGGCAGAUAAAUUGGCGAAUGAGGAAUCAUUGGCUGACAGCAAUAAAGGAACUGGUUCCAGCGAACAACAUGGAGCCGACAUGUCUGUCGUAGCCCCGGAUGGAGGUGCAAGGCUUGUCAGAAGAGCCAAUUUCUUCAGAAAAAAGACAAAACAGGUAAGAAUGGUGGAUGACCAAAAGCGUAAGAUUAGGUAUGAAGAGUAUUAUCCUUGGGUAUUAGAAGAUUAUGAUGGAGAGAACACAUUUGUAGGAAACUAUGAAGCGGGAAAUCCUGACACGUAUGUACUUCUUGUCUUUGACAAUGAUGGCUUCAAAAUGAUUCCAGCGGAGAAAGUCUACAAGUUCACCCCAAGAAACAAAUAUGCCACUUUGACUUUGGAAGAAGCCGAAGCAAAAAUGGAGAAAAAUUCCAAAGUGCCGCGUUGGUUAAUGAAACACAUGAAGGAAGACAAUGCAGCUGUUUCGAAUGAUAUUCGAUUUCAGAGAAUGAGAACUGUAGUUGGAGGAAACAAAUCUUCCAAGAAUGUUGAAGAUGAUGAUCUGGAUUUCGACGAAGAAUUUGCAGAUGAUGAGGAGGCUCCUAUUAUGGACGGUAAUGAGCAGGAGAAUAAGGAAAGUGAGAAGCGAAUGAGACUGGAGAUGUCAAGAGCUAAUAAUGUUGGAGAUCUUCUGGCUGAAGAUAAUGAUAAUGAUCUGGAUGAUCUGUUCGAGUCACGAAAGGUUAACCAAGAAGGUAAAAAGCUCAAGAAAGUUUUGGUUAAACAGGAAAAGAACGAUAUUUAUGAAUCCGAUGAUGAGGAAAACCCUUACCUUUCUAAGUCAGAAUCUGAAGAGGAAGAAGAACAACAAGAACCUGACGUGAAAAAAGAAGGAACGGAGGGAUUUCCAUCGAUCAAGACUAGUACUGCCUCACCGCUUGGUAGAAAAUCAUUGUCUCCAUCACUGGGUCCGAAGAUCAGAGUUGCAUCUUAUAAGCAAGGUUACAUUACUCUAAAGGCAGCACGCUCCGUUCUGAAAGAAUUUCCUGAAGGAGAGUGGAACCCGUAUAUAGUCAAGCGUGAAAUUGGAUACGAUGGGGAAAUUGAAGAGAACUCUCCUUCGAAGAGAGUCAAAUUGGAAAAUUCAAGCGAUUCGGAGUACGGUAUUAUCACAGAAAAGGACGUAGUCGAUAUUAUUAUGGAGAAACCUUUAAAGUUGAAAGAUCUCAUCAGUACACUAAAACACAAGAUUCACAAGCAUCCCGAUAAUAAGGAAAGACUCAAGAACUAUGUAAAGAAGCUUUGCAGAUUCGAUCAAGGUCUGCUGUACCUAAAGGACAGUGUAUGA